UAUAAAUAAAGGCAACCAAAAUGUAGUAAUUUAUAACGAAGAAAAUAACAAUAUACUUAGAAUUUGUAAGACAAAUGCUAGUCAUAGUUUUGCAAAAUCAUGGGAGAAGAAGUUUUUUUACAAUUCAAUUAUGGGUUUACAUUUAAAACCAUAUCAAAAUAAAAUUAGUAUACAAUAUAUAAAUGAAAAACAGUUAGAUAUUAUCAAUCCAUUUCAUCAUCACUUCCAUUGCAAUAUAUUACCAAGAUUUUCACUGACACAACACUGUCUUCUAUAUCUGCCAUCUCAACAAACUCCUAAAUUUCCUACUACCAAAUGUUUCUGUGUUGAAAUCAAGCCUAAAUUAGGAUAUAUUAAUAAUAAAAUUAAUAUGUGUGAAUUUCAAUUGAAGCAAAAUUUUAAAUAUAAACAAGGUAAGAUUAAAAAAUACAGUUCUUACUGUCCAUUGCAAUUAUACUCGGAUGAUAUAAACAAAGUCAAAUCUGCUAUUAAUUUCCUUAUCAAAAGUCCACAAAAUAAUUUCCUUAUAUUUAUGGAAGGAGAACAGUUUCAGUAUAAUGAAGAUAUUACCUUGUUAGAAAGUGAACUAAGCAAAAUAUUUAAAUGUUCACCAGUGCUUGAAAAAUUUUGUGAACUUUUAUGCCAAAUUUUAAUGAAAAAGUCAGAUAAAAAUUGCCAAUACCACAGUGGUAUUUUGAAGAGCAUACUAAAUGUUCAAAAUAUAAAUAAAUAUACAAUAAAUCAUGUAUAUAGUUUGUAUAAAAAAUGUUUAUUAUAUAUACCAGAUCUAUAUAAAUGGUCAUUUUUAAAAUUAUGGCAAAUUUGCAAACAUGGAAAGUACAAAGAUCAUAGCUCAACAUCAAACUUAAUUAAACAUCUUAAUAUUUUAUUAAAAUUUUUGAUUGCAUUAUCAGCCAAAGAUUGCUCAAUUAUGAUUACUAUGCAAGGAUGUGAUGGUAGCUGUACACCCAUUAACAAUAAAAUAUGCUAUAGGAUAAAUCAAUUUAACAUGCAUGCACUUUGGUAAUUUUCAAAGUUCUAAUGGCUAGAAACUUUCAAC
Molecule: messenger RNA, 1060 nt
Organism: Gordionus sp. m RMFG-2023
Lineage: Eukaryota; Metazoa; Nematomorpha; Gordioida; Chordodea; Parachordodidae
Product: inositol-pentakisphosphate 2-kinase-like
Exons: 2
Coding region: 131-1027 (298 amino acids)
Biological process (GO): inositol phosphate biosynthetic process
Cellular component (GO): nucleus
Molecular function (GO): inositol-1,3,4,5,6-pentakisphosphate 2-kinase activity; ATP binding
Source: RefSeq, a predicted model, not a curated record